AUGAGGGUAGUUAUUGUGGGCGCUGGGCUUUCGGGUCUGUCUCUUGCAGCCUUUCUGCGUCGUUUGAACGUUGAUUGCGUCGUCUUGGAACAGGCACCGUUUUUGCGGGCAAAUUAUCAGAUGCCUUUUACGUUGUUUGCAAAUGCGUUAAGUUGUUACAAGGCGUUUGGAAUGGAUCACGUGUUAAGCGGGGGUGAUGUUGUUUCAGAGGAAUAUUUUGGGAUCUUGGACGAGCGUCUCCGAUGGUUGCUACGCGUGCGCAACCGGACGGUGCACCUAAGAGCUUUAGGCGACGGGGAGAUGAUACCUCUCAGCACCGCACCACCCGCCAACAGUGAGUCCAUUGUAUCCCAGCGUAUUCAGGAGAAGAUGAAGCAAGAUCUUGGCAGCGUUCCGCUUCGCGCAACAUUCUCUGCGGAUUAUCUCCGCCGAAUUCUUCGUUAUCAUGUGGAGGAUGUGCAUUUCAAUAGUCGAGCCGUGGAUCUUUUGCCGCACGAUGGUAUCAAGGGCGGUGUACACGUUGUUUUAGAGAAUGGUCAAACGGAGUGGGGGGAUGUUGUUGUGGGGGCAGAUGGUGCACACAGCACGAUUCGGAGGCUUCUGUACCCAAGCGAAUAUAUUGGUACCAGCUCCCGUUCACUGGGAAUGACGCAGGUGGAUGGGUUUGUAGAGCUUGGCCAUGAUGUUUGUCCCACCGGAGACUAUCCUGUCGAGGUCUGGGGCAGACGGCGUGUGUUAUCAUGUGUGCCACUUUACUGCGACGGAAAGGUUCAAUUGGCCUUUCAGCCCACUCUC
Molecule: messenger RNA, 795 nt
Organism: Trypanosoma cruzi
Lineage: Eukaryota; Euglenozoa; Kinetoplastea; Trypanosomatida; Trypanosomatidae
Product: monooxygenase, putative
Exons: 1
Molecular function (GO): FAD binding; monooxygenase activity
Source: RefSeq, a predicted model, not a curated record